Clavispora lusitaniae ATCC 42720 is the source of this 297-nucleotide messenger RNA. RefSeq lists its product as uncharacterized. Lineage: Eukaryota; Fungi; Ascomycota; Pichiomycetes; Serinales; Metschnikowiaceae. The record is from RefSeq and is a predicted model, not a curated record.
AUGCCCCCACUCCCACCUUCUUCGCCCAUCUCGCACAAAAUUGUUGUUGGAACCAUUGCAGUUUUUGCAGGGGUCUAUGCAUUCUGGCAAACGGGCAAGGAUUUCCAGUUUAUAAAGUUUGAGCCUCGCUCAGAGGAGGAGGUCGAAAGACGAAAGAAGGAAGGGCUUGGGCUCUCCAUCAAACAACUUGAAACCAGAACACUUGAUUACACCCCGGAAGCAAAGGAAAGAAUAAGAAGGGGCUUGGAGGAGCAUGAAAAAGAGUUGGCAAAGAAAAGAGAGCAGGACAGCAAGUAG